Hyalella azteca is the source of this 425-nucleotide messenger RNA. Its product is annotated as apoptosis-stimulating of p53 protein 1-like. The record is from RefSeq and is a predicted model, not a curated record. Lineage: Eukaryota; Metazoa; Arthropoda; Malacostraca; Amphipoda; Hyalellidae. Gene Ontology annotation, cellular component: nucleus. Gene Ontology annotation, biological process: regulation of apoptotic process. Bases 11 to 361 code for a protein of 116 amino acids. Gene Ontology annotation, molecular function: p53 binding. The transcript has 4 exons.
UUUAACUUGAAUGUGUGUUUUGUAUGCAGGUAUACAGGAGAAGCUUGGCAUCCUGAAUGGCGGCCUCGUGUAUGCCGUGUAUGAUUACACAGCGCAGCAGCCUGACGAGCUCACAUUCAAGUGUGGUGACGCGAUGACGGUGCUGCGUCGUGGUGAUGAGUGUGAGCGCGAGUGGUGGUGGGGGCAGCUACACUCACCCCCCGCCCCCCACUCCCCCACUCAUGGCUACCUCCCCCGCAACCUCCUUGGGUUGUACCCCCGCGUGAAGAACCCUGUGCUGAGCCACGACGCGGGGCGCACGUCCGCUCCCGACGACCACCUGACGGACACUGGCGGCCUGGCUGCGGUCGCCGCCUCUUGAAGCCUUCCUCGCGUUGCCAUGGUUACCGAUAAUCUUGAUGUUGCCUUGGUUACCGGGAGUCCGC